This is a messenger RNA of Myiozetetes cayanensis, 4308 nucleotides long. RefSeq names its product zinc finger CCCH-type containing 7A (gene ZC3H7A). Bases 659 to 3574 code for a protein of 971 amino acids. The record is from RefSeq and is a predicted model, not a curated record. Lineage: Eukaryota; Metazoa; Chordata; Aves; Passeriformes; Tyrannidae. Gene Ontology annotation, biological process: miRNA processing. The transcript has 23 exons. Gene Ontology annotation, molecular function: miRNA binding; protein binding; metal ion binding.
GAAUAUCUAAAGGAACUGUAAUUCGAAGUCUUCCAGCCCCACUCCUUAAUUUUCCUGCUGGGGAAAUGAAGCGACUUCAUAAAGCGUCUUUGUUCUCUCCUAUUUCUUACGUGAAUUUAAGAAAAACUGUAGCAAAGCAGUGAAAAUUGAAAGCAAACCUCGAACAGUAUCUUAUUAUUUUGUGGGUAGGGAGCGAGUGGGAGGAGAUGCAACUAAAUACUGAAGGUAAAUAAAGAGUGGAGAAUGAAUAAGUGUUAAACCAUUGCUAUAUAUUCUGUUCCAUUUUAUUCAGAUAUUUAUUUUUGACUGGAGACAAGUUUGGUUCUCUUUUCAGAAAUAAAAACUGUGUUAUUAAGUGGCUUUUUGAGCUGACAUAACAGAGUUCUGUGACUGUAAGCAGAAGUAUUAGAUGAAGCAGAGGAGUUAACUCAGAGCUGUUGGAACGUGUGCUGUGUACUGUUUUUCCUGUUUCUCCCCCAGCAUCUUGCAUGCUUGAAGUGUCUUAUAUAACAGCCCAACGAUGCAUGAACACGAACAUAAAAUCUUUUGUGCUUUUGCUGUCUGAGGAAGAUUUUGCGUUAAGAUUUCCAUUUUGCCUUAUUUUGGUGCCAGUCCAAGUCUGGAGUGGCAUAUCCGAAAAGUGGAUGUUCAGGAUAACAUGUCCAAUGUGUCGGAAGAGAGAAGCACUAGACAACAGGACAUUAAGAAAGGACUCCAGUUUAUAGAAUCUACUUUGCCCUAUCCAGGGACGCAAGAACAAUAUGAGUUAUUUAUCCGAGACCUCGUUAGGAACCUUUUCAAUGAAGGAAACGACGUCUAUCGGGAGGGUGAUUGGAGGGGAUCACUGAGCCAUUACACAGAAGCUAUAAACAUUGCUGAUUAUGCUAAUUCUGAAGAGAUCCACGUUUCUGAUGAUGUCCUAGAGAAGCUGCACGUGAACAGGAUAGCGUGUUUCUCAAACAUGGGAUUGCAUGAAAAAGUUCUAGAAGACUGUGAGAUAGCACUAAGAUUGAAUGAAAACAAUUUCAGAGCUCUCUAUAGGAAAGCAAAAGCUUUGAAUGAGCUGGGAAGGUAUAAGAAGGCUUAUGAUGCUGUAGCAAAAUGUUCUCUUGCUGUGCCACAGGAUGAAAGUGUGAUUAAGCUUACCCAAGAACUAGCUCAAAAACUAGGGUUAAAAAUAAGGAAAGCAUAUGUAAGAGCAAAGCCACCCUCCUCAAAUUCAGUUCCUAGUGAUUUAUCAACUCAGAAUUCUUCUGUAGAAGAUAUUGAGUUAGAUUUAUCUGACCAGAAACAAGAGAUGGUUUCUGCUGCUUCUUCAUCAAACUUUGUUUCUGAAGUGUCUAAAGUGUCACCAGUUCCUGUACCAUCUUUAUCUGCUGUUAUGCCUCUUCAGAUGGAAAAGGUCCCUUUGCCUUCUGCAGUGUUGGCAAAUGGAGGGAAUGUUUCUUUCCCUAUGCCAGAGGCAUGUUUAGAUUGUGGAGAUGGAGAUAUAAUUAUUGGGGAAGAACUUGAUGAACUACUUGAUUCUGUGCCUGAUCCUGAUGAAGGUGUAAUGCAAACUACAGGAGCCAGAGGACCUAUUCCUGCAGGGAGCGUAGCUCCCAGUGUUCCUUUCUCUGCCUCUUUGUUGGGGACGCUGCCAGUUAGUGCAGGAUUUGUUCCUUCACCUUCUCUUUCAGAAAUCUUUUCACAGCCUUUGGCUUCUUCUCUGGAAAACUUUUGUUCACCUUUAAGCACCUUUUCAAUCAGUGACCCAAAAAGAGACAUCUCAAGUUCAGCUUCUAGAGAUGGAACACCAGCACUGAGCAGCAAUAACUCCCCGUUGUUUAUAAAUGGUCCUAAUAGUUUGUUUGGGUCCGAAAAUUACAUGGGAAUUGCAGGCCAAAGUAGAAAUGACUUUUCAAAUGUUUUUAGCAGUACAACUGCUAAUAUACCUGUAUCUUCAGCACUUGGGGGAAGAAACCCAUUAGAAGGCACACAUGAGCUAAGACAGGCCUGCCAGUUAUGUUUUGUCAAAAAAGGUCCUAAAUUACUGGACUACGCUUACCAUCCCAAUUUAGAACAUAAAUGUAAGAAGGAUAUUUUAAUUGGCAGAAUAAAAAACUCUGAAGAUAAAUCAUGGAAAAAAAUACGGCCAAGACCAACAAAGACACAGUAUGUGGGCCCAUAUCAUAUAUGUAAAGAUGUGGCUGCUGAAGAGGAGUGCAGGUACCCAGGUCACUGCACGUUCGCGUAUUGCCAGGAGGAGAUCGACGUGUGGACGCUGGAGCGCAAAGGAGCCUUCAGUCGAGAGGCCCUUUUUGGAGGAAGUGCAAAGAUCAACUUGACUGUGUCCAGGCUGCUGCAGGAACAUCAUGGAUUAUUUAUGUUUCUUUGUGAGAAAUGUUUUGAUCACAAACCCAGAAUAAUAAGCAAAAGGAACAAGGAUAACUCAUCUUCUUGUUCUCACCCUGCUAUGCAUGACUUUGAAGAUAACAAGUGCCUUGUCCACAGUUUGCGAGAAACUAUGGUGAAAUAUUCCAAAAUCCGCCCUUUCCAACUGCGAUGUCAGCUUGACCUGUGCAGACACGAGGUGCAUUACGGCUGCCUGCGAGAGGAUAAAUGCUUUUAUGCUCACAGUCUGGUAGAGCUUAAAGUCUGGAUAAUGCAGAAGGAAACAAGUAUUUCACAUGAUACUAUUGUUCAGGAAUCAAAGAAAUACUGGCAGAACAUGGAAGCUAGUGCACAUGGAUCACAGAUUCUUGGGAACCAAAUGAAAUACGGAUCACUUAAUUUGAAGAUGAAGUUUGUUUGUGGUCAGUGCUGGAGAAAUGGCCAAGUUAAUGAGCCAGACAGAAACAAAAAAUACUGCAGUGCAAAGGCCAGACACCCAUGGACCAAAGAUCGCCGUGUGGUGCUCGUAAUGUCUAAUGAGCGCAAGAAGUGGAUGACCAUCCGUCCCCUUCCUGCAAAGAAACAAGUGCCUCUGCAAUUUGAUUUGUGCAAUCAUAUUGCUUCAGGCAAGAAAUGUCAGUAUGAUGGAAACUGCUCAUUUGCUCACAGUCCUGAGGAGAGAGAGAUGUGGACCUAUAUGAAGGAGAACAGCAUUCAAGACUUGGAGCAGUUGUAUGACAUAUGGCUAAAAAGUCAAAAACCAGAAAAAGGAGAUGAUGCAGCUGCUCAGGCAAACAAAGAAAAUGGGAAGCAAAUUCACAUGCCAACUGACUAUGCUGAAGUUACAGUGGAUUUUCACUGUUGGAUGUGUGGGAAGAACUGUAAUAGUGAGAAGCAAUGGCAGGGUCACAUUUCUUCUGAAAAGCAUAAAGAGAAGGUUUUCCACACUGAGGAUGAUCAAAACUGCUGGCAGUAUCGCUUUCCAACGGGAUAUUUUAGCAUUUGUGAUAGAUAUAUGGCUGGUACUUGCACUGAAGGAAACAACUGUAAAUUUGCCCAUGGAAAUGCUGAACUCCGUGAGUGGGAAGAACGAAGACAAGUUUUAAGAAUGAAGCUCAGCAAAGCAAGAAAAGACCACUUGAUUGCUCCCAGUGAUAAUGAUUUUGGAAAAUAUAGUUUUUUGUUUAAAGAUUUAAACUAAUACUGAGAUGACACAUACAUGUUAUCAGCUGGAAGCAUAAACCAGAAAAUUUGACAAUAAUCAAAAGCAUGUGACAGAAAAUCUGCAGGUUUUCUGCUUUUAUUGGCAUAUAUUGUUCCUCCUGAACAGCAAAGUAUAGUAGAUUUAGGGGGAUUGAGCAGACCUGUCUAUGCUCUCAUGAAACAGAGUGGUGAUUAAAAAAACCUGAAGUAUUAUGUGCUUACUCACCUUCUGUUGGACAGAAAGUUAGGAAAUAGAAGGGGGGGAAGAGUGGUUAUAAUAUCUAGGAAGCCCCCUAGUUCUCAGACCUUCAGUUGAAAAACUUUAAGGUAUCAAGGUAUUGCAAAAGAGAGUGUUAUGGGCUAAGAAAAUGAUGGAUGAAAAUUCUUCAGAUCUUUUAAUGGAGAGGAUUUGUUUAAAACAAAGUUUGCUACUUAUCUAUAUGUAGGUUGCUAAAAAGGAUUUUCUUAUUAAAGAUUUUAAACAAAAUAACCAUUUAACUACAAUAUAUGUUGAAUGGGUAUUUUUUCUCUAUUUGUAUGUUUCAAUAUAAUUUACUGAAAAAGGAUCUUGGGAGGAAAAAAAGUAUUAAUUUUUGAAAAUGAAGUAGUUAAAAUUCUGUUUCUUGGUCUUUGCUGUUUAAAUGAUGAUUUUGAAAGAUUACACUUGUAUGUCAGUAUUGUGUAUUAUUGUAUGGACUAAUGUUGCCUGUAAUAAAGAGAACUUUACACAAA